Messenger RNA from Spea bombifrons (plains spadefoot toad), 1859 nucleotides. It is a transcript of the gene RGS20, whose product is annotated as regulator of G protein signaling 20. The transcript has 5 exons. Bases 214 to 978 code for a protein of 254 amino acids. The record is from RefSeq and is a predicted model, not a curated record. NCBI's taxonomy places the organism in Eukaryota, Metazoa, Chordata, Amphibia, Anura, Pelobatidae.
AUAUUCUCUCGCAUCCCUAUUCUGGGUGCCUAACAGCUCCCGAUUAUCGCUUAAGAACAAUCCGCGUCUGGCCCCGGCAUCCUUCCAAACGAGGCAGGGGAGAUCGCCUUAUUUGCAUGAUUUGGGUUUAGUUCUCAUUUAACGCAAGUGGAUAUUCCGUGGAAUAAUAAGAAUAAUCAUCACCAUCCUACUGGCAGAAGGAACCCCCCACGCAUGCGCAUGGAUGAUGCUCAGCCGGCCCUGGGUGAGCAGCCCAGCUUUAACGGAUGUGACCACGGCAAAGAUUUGCAGCUCUCCCCCGGCAUUGAUGGUGAAAUUCCCAUGGGAUCAGAGCGGAUGGAGAUGCGUAAGAGGCAGAUGUCCGUGCAUCAGGAGACAGUAAGCUCCACUCAAGCACAGCAGGGCGUUGGGAAUAGGGGAUCCAAUGCCUGUUGCUUCUGUUGGUGCUGUUGCUGCAGCUGCUCAUGUCUCACUGUCAGAAAUCGAGAUGAAGAAAGAACAAGGAGGUCUUCUAAUGAAAUCAGAGGUGAAGGCAUACCAAACUGUGAGGAAAGUCCAUCCCCUACUCUUGAAGAUGUGUACUCGUGGGGACAGUCGUUUGACAAACUAAUGACUACUCCAGGUGGGAGAAACGCUUUCCGUGAAUUCCUGCGAACAGAAUUUAGUGAGGAGAACAUGCUUUUUUGGAUGGCUUGUGAAGACCUUAAAAACGAAUGCAAUAAGAACAUAAUAGAAGAAAAGGCACGGCUAAUAUACGAAGACUACAUCUCAAUUUUGUCUCCCAAAGAGGUCAGCCUGGACUCCAGAGUCAGGGAAGUUAUUAACAGGAAUAUGUUGGAACCUUCCCAACACACAUUUGAUGAUGCUCAGCUCCAGAUAUACACCUUAAUGCACAGAGACUCCUACCCACGUUUUAUGAACUCUGUAAUAUACAAGAAUCUUCUUCAGUCCUUGUCGGAGAAAAACAAAGAAUCUUAGUUAUGUUUCCUUUUGUUUUGUCUUUUGUGUUUUUUAAAUUACAAUUUAUAUUGUUCUAUGUUGUUCUUGUUAUUUAUUUUUUAAAAAAAGAAUAAAAACCUGGGGUACCAAUCCUUGGCAGGGAGUUAAGAGCUACUCAUACCCUUACCUGAAAGUGACACUCAGGCUUAUUUUAAUACGGACUAUAAUUCUUACCUUCUGCUGAGGACCCUUCGUUGCCAUGCCUGCUCCAGGUAGUGAUCAACCUUACCAACUUUUUUUUUUCCCCAAAAAAGUUGGAGAACAUUUUUAAGUGAAAUAUAUAUAUAUAUUACCCCUUUGGGCAUCUUAGGUGUGCGCUCUAUAUUUGUGGAACACCCCUCUGGUAUUCAAAGGGUUAAACGCAGUAGUUGUAUUUUUACAACAGUAAUUAGCAUGUACUCAAAGACAUGGGUUACCCUGGUGGACGUGCCUUGAUGUUUUAGGAGGAUUUUCUAGGCAGCACUAGGUUAAACCUUCACUUACAUUUAUAACGUCUUACAAAUGGAAAUAUUGUUUUGGGUUUGUAUUUCCACUUGGAGUAUAUUCAUGAGAAAGAAACCAGCAGUGCGCUGACCUAAAAGUAAAGAGAAAAAAAAAAAAAUACUGAACAACCUCAAAACUGUCAAAGCCAAUUUUGUGAAAAAAACUGCUUUUAAAUGUUUUUUUUUCUUCAUGCUGGGAAACCGUUACAAGAAAGUUAUUAUUUUCAUGGAAACAUUCUCACAGAUUAUUCAAUUAACUAAAAUUGUGAAUGUUUAUAACGGUUAGUUUUGAACAAAAAAAAAAAAGUUAAAUGUGGAUAUUUACAUUCUUUAGCAAAAAUAUUACUGUAAUAAAGCACAAUAGUUUUAUCUGAAUAA